This is a messenger RNA of Paecilomyces variotii, 1845 nucleotides long. Its product is annotated as nicotinate phosphoribosyltransferase. Gene Ontology annotation, biological process: NAD+ biosynthetic process. The record is from RefSeq and is a predicted model, not a curated record. Gene Ontology annotation, molecular function: nicotinate phosphoribosyltransferase activity. The coding region runs from base 158 to 1615 and encodes 485 amino acids. NCBI's taxonomy places the organism in Eukaryota, Fungi, Ascomycota, Eurotiomycetes, Eurotiales, Thermoascaceae. The transcript is spliced from 5 exons.
CUCCGAUGGACGGCCAUUUAAUUGAUUUUCCAUCAUAUGUCAUCUAGCAGUAUCUGAGGACUUAUUGCUCGGGACAAGGUCGUCGCAUCUUUCAAUCGUGUCGCAAAGUCUAGAUUGCCGACUUUUUCAGCGCUGAAUCGCUCGUAUAUCGCCCCUCAUGAGUCAAGAUGCCACUCCGGAGGGGAUCUUUUCCCUUCUGGAUACAGAUCUGUAUAAAUUGACGAUGCAGUGUGCGGUUCUGAAGUAUUUCCCUGAUACCCCUGCGACAUAUGGAUACACGAAUCGAACCCCGCAGUUGAAGCUCACGCGAGCAGCGUACAAAUGGUUGCUGGAGCAGGUUAAUAAGCUCGGUAAUAUCCGACUUACGCCUGAGGAACUCCAGUUCCUGAAGGACCGCUGUCCUUAUCUCAACGACGCAUAUCUCCGAUACCUAACGCAGUUCCGAUUCAAACCUAAAGAACAAAUUGACAUAAAGUUCAAUCCUGUUGAAGACACAGGAAAUGACAGCGAUCCAGGAGACAUCGAGUAUGAGAUCAAGGGCCUGUGGGUGGAGACGAUAUUGUACGAGAUUCCGAUGUUGGCCCUGACCAGUGAGGCAUAUUUCCGAUUCUGCGACACGGAUUGGGACUACGAUAAUCAGGAGGAGAGAGCAUAUCGCAAGGGGUGCGCACUGCUGGAGAAUAAUUGUGUCUUCUCUGAAUUCGGGUCGCGGCGCAGAAGGGAUUACCACACGCAGGACCUGGUAAUGUCUGGUUUAUGCAGAGCAGCGGAACAUGGUAAGCAGGCUGGAUGGAAAGGCGUGUUUUCGGGCAGCAGCAACGUUCACUUUGCGAUGAAGUAUGGUGUGAACCCAGUGGGUACUGUAGCUCACGAGUGGUACAUGGCCAUUGCGGCCAUCACCAAUGACUAUGAGAAUGCGAAUGAGCUUGGCUUAAGAUACUGGCUCGGAUGCUUUGGCGAAGGCGUCCUUGGAAUCGCUUUGACCGACACAUUCGGUACCCCCGCCUUCCUGGAUGCUUUCCGCAGACCUGUCCCUGACUACACCAUCGCGGGAGUGGGCGCGGUCACCACAAGGCCUGCAGGUGCUUCUACAACCCAGGGGAGCGAUCCCCAGAGUCUGGCCGAGACCAAGCCUCCAGUUGCUGCGCCCCUCCAGGAUGGUCAACACAAGCCAGCACAGCGGACAUACGCCCAAGUCUACAGCGGGGUGCGCCAGGACUCCGGUGAUCCCACGUAUUUCGUGAAGAUGGUGCGCGACUUUUAUGAUAAGGAGAACAUCAAGGAGCCGAAGACGAUCGUCUUUUCCGAUUCGCUCAAUGUCGAGCACUGUCUCGAGUACAAGGUUAUCGCAGAGGAAGCUGGCUUCAAACCCGUCUUUGGUGUCGGCACUUUCCUGACCAAUGACUUCACUCGCAAAUCUGACGGCAAGAAAUCCAAGCCGUUAAACAUUGUCAUAAAGAUCGCCGCUGCCGGUGGACGCAGGGCCGUCAAGCUCAGUGACAACAUGGGCAAGAAUACCGGUGACAAGGAGAUCGUGCAAGACGUUAAACGUCGCUUGGGCUACAUCGAACACCACUGGGAGCAAGGCGACGAGAGCGCCCGGUGGAAGUUCUGAUCGGCCUCAAAAGAAGAACAAGAACUUCUCUUUACUAUGCAGUGCUUAUGAAAGAUAUCACGGAAGGACUAGAACCGCAAGAUGAGACUUGGCGUCAUCGUCAAUCGCUUUUAACAUCAUAGAUGUAUAUGCGCGUCCCAUACAUACUCGCUAGAUACUAAGCAGCUCGGGCUUACACCUCCAUUCCUUUUAGCAAGACCUCGAUAGCCGGUUUGGAUAGAACUAGAAAU